Messenger RNA from Salvia miltiorrhiza (redroot sage), 2928 nucleotides. RefSeq lists its product as uncharacterized. The transcript has 21 exons. The record is from RefSeq and is a predicted model, not a curated record. Bases 383 to 2509 code for a protein of 708 amino acids. Gene Ontology annotation, biological process: protein phosphorylation. Lineage: Eukaryota; Viridiplantae; Streptophyta; Magnoliopsida; Lamiales; Lamiaceae. Gene Ontology annotation, molecular function: ATP binding; protein kinase activity.
AAUUUCUACUCCCAUUUUCGCAGCAUCCCAAAACAAACAACAGUUGAAUUUCUCUUUAUCGAUCGCCUCUAACUCCGCAAAAAUCACAAGCCAAAGAGCAGGCAAAAAGGGAUUACAUGCAUGUAUCUGCAUACACCAACAAAUCUAACGAUCUAUAAUUUCAGUUUAGUCCCCUUAUUUGUCAAAUUUCCCUGUUUACAGUUGUGAAUCUCGAAAUCGUUUCUCCAAUCCGCAUUUGCGAGUAUUGAGUUCGCGAUUACAAGAAAGAGUGGAAUUUAGAUGGUGUAUUUGCGGUGUUUGGCUAUGGGUGUUUGCUUUGACUAUUCGUUAUUUUUACUGAGAAUGUGGUAAAGGAAGUGUCUCUUACUCAAACAUUUGCAUAAUGGCGGAUGCGGAAGCUCUAUUAGAGGCCUCAGGAUCCAGAUUUAGUGAUCUGGAGCUCAUCGGAAGAGGUUCCUUUGGAGAUGUUUAUAAAGGGUAUGAUAAGGAACUCAAAAAGGACGUUGCCAUCAAAGUCAUUGAUUUGGAAGAAUCGGAAGAUGAGAUAGAGGACAUCCAGAAGGAAAUUGCGGUUCUUUCAGAAUGUCGAUCUCUAUAUAUUACCGAGUAUUAUUGUUCUUAUUUGCACCAAACUAAGCUGUGGAUAGUAAUGGAAUACAUGGCCGGUGGUUCUGUUGCUGAUCUGAUUCAACCAAACCAGCCACUUGAUGAAGUUUCGAUAGCUUGGAUUUUACGCGACUUGCUCCAUGCAAUUGAGUAUCUUCACAGCGAGGGAAAAAUUCAUCGCGAUAUUAAAGCGGCAAACAUUCUGUUGACAGAGAGUGGAGAUGUUAAGGUAGCAGAUUUUGGCGUUUCUGCUCAAUUGACAAGGACAAUUUCAAGAAGAAAGACUUUUGUAGGAACGCCAUUUUGGAUGGCUCCAGAAGUUAUUCAAAACUCUGAAGGAUACAAUGAGAAGGCAGAUAUAUGGUCUCUGGGGAUAACUGCAAUUGAGAUGGCAAAGGGUGAACCUCCACUUGCUGACCUCCAUCCUAUGAGAGUGCUUUUCAUCAUUCCUCGAGAAAAUCCACCACAGCUAGAUGAACAUUUCUCUCGUCCCCUGAAAGAAUUUGUUUCUCUCUGCCUGAAGAAGAACCCUGCAGAGAGGCCCAGUGCAAAGGAACUGCUUAAGCAUCGCUUUAUCAGAACUGCUAGAAAGAGUCCAAGGCUUUUAGAGAGAAUCAGAGAGCGCCCCAAGUUUCAAAUAGAUGGUGAGACUGAGAAUGGCCCAACACCCUUGGGAGAAGCUUCUGGCACUGUCAAAGUGAAUAGAGAAUCUGUAAAUGAAGAUACAGUUCGAGUCAGUAGUCAGGCAACGGGUCUGAGAAAUGCUGGAUGGGACUUCAGUAUUGGUGGGUCAGGUAGCACGGGAACUGUUCGAAGUGUUGUAAGACCACCUCAGGUGAGAGAAAGAAAGCCAGAAGUCCCAUUAAAUCAGUCUGCUCCUAGAAAAACAUUAGAUUCUAGUAACCAGCGGUCUUCUGCUUCUGGAACCACGCUUCAUACAACAUCAGAAUUCUCCACGAGGAAAGAUACCAACGAUGCGGUCAAGCAAGAAAAUUAUCUUGAAGAUGAAGAUGCGAGUGGGACAGGAACUGUCAUUGUUCGAUCACCAAGAGGAGUUCCACGGUCCUCUCAGUUCAGCAGCCAAAGCUCAAUAUCUAGCAGCAAAUAUACCUCGGCUGAAGACGCUUCCAUCAGUGGCACUGUUGUUUAUCGUGGACAACAUGAUGAUUCAGAUUCUCCAAGAACUCCAAAGUCUAGGCUUGGGCUUCAAGAGAGAACUUUUAGUGCAGCUCUUGAAGACAGUGAAACAAAUCUUGCCGAGGCUAAGGCUGCAAUUCACGGAGGCAGAAAAGGAAGGGAAAGGUCUGCACUGAGCAAGGGGAACCGGGAUUUGCAAGAGAGCAGAAGGAUAGAGCAUGACCAAACAACGACAAGUUCUGACUCGUCAAGUCAAUCCAGAUAUUCUCGUGAUUAUUUUGAUGCUCAAAAGGCAUUUUCAAGAUCCCCGCAUUCAACUGAGGAUGUGGACAAUGCACGAAGUUCCGUAGCAGCUUUAUCUGCCCCUUUAUCAGUGCUUCUGAUCCCAUCACUUAAAGAUGCAAUUGUCGAUGAUCCAGGAGGUUCAGUCUUUCAGAGAGUGACCAAUGCUUUAAUAGAUAUGGAGCAUGCUAAGCCUGGGUCAUCUGAACUUUUUGUCACCAAGUUGCUUCAGCAAUUGGCAAGUUCAAAGGAAGGUUCUAUGAAAGACCUCCAGGAGCUUGCAGCUCGGAUCUUUGUAAAGGGAAAGAUAGAAACACAGGCAACAAAUGCAGAAGCUGAUAGCAAAAAGAAGCAACCAAACAAGGAGCUUCAUUCAAAUGCCAAUAUGAGCCCACUCGCAAGGUUCUUGCUGUCUAGAAGAACGGUGCCUUCUCCCAAUCUCACUUCACUCAAAAUCGAGCAAGUGAAAGCUCUUUGUAUAUAGAAAAUUUCCCAUUUUCGUAGUGAAGCAAUCUUGUUGUUCGUGACAUACUCUAUUUCUACUAACUCGAAGUGUUAUGUCUACUAAUACAGAUGGCAAGGCUUUGCUUCCCGGGAUUUAAAUUCUUGACAAUUGAGGUCAGAUAUCUUUUUUUGGUGAAUGUCUUUUGGUUGCUAGCUAAUGAGUGAAUACCUUAUUUAUAGCUUUUCCUGUUGACCUAAAAUUUUCAUGAUUAUCAAGUUUUUUUUUUUUUUUCCUUCUGUUGUGCGAAAGGUUUCCAGUUCGCUUGUUGUAAAGAGUGAUGGGCAUAUUGUAUUUGGCAAGGUUAACAUUAGUCACAUGAUUAUAUAUGAUCUACUCUAACUAUGUACAAUCUCUAAGAUUAUAAGUUUGCUUAAAUGAAGCAACUUGGUUAUUUUUCA